CCUCUCUUCCUCCACCUCUUCGUCUACUUCUUCCUCCCUCGCUGUUGCUCUCUCUCUCUCUAACACAUGGAUUGCCUAGCUCUAUUUGAAUGCAAGAAAACUUUUCCCAUUUUAUCUUUGCCACAUCUUAGUGCCUUUCCGACAUUAGCACGUGUUGUCGCUCAAAACUUGCAAUGUUCUAAAUUAUUCUCCAUUCUUCACUUUCGCAAGUUUACAUCUGUUUUGCAAAUACUUUUACGGACCAUGCAUAUGAGAGAUGUUGCUGGAGCUUCGAAAUCCUUAUUGCAGAAUAACUAUGACAACUGGAUGCAUUAUCUGACUGUCUGGAUCUGAAGUUUACAUUUGUGCUUCUGCUAAUAUUGUUUGCAUCACAGAAACUUUCACCAAUAGAUUUUACUUUUCAAAUUGGUUCAAUAUGUCAGAAAUUGACAUGGCGGUUAUUAAACCAGAGAUGAUGAAGCCUUAUAUCUGGCUUGAGACAUCAGAUGGUUCAAUCCAGCAAGUGGAACAAGAAAUUGCAAUGUAUUGCCCUUUGAUUUGUAAAGAAAUAAUACAAAAAGGGAUGGGAUCUUCCAAGAAUUGUGCAAUAUGUCUUCCUCAACGAGUCAGUCCUGCAACAUUGAGCUUAAUUCUUGAUUAUUGUCGUUUUCAUCAAGUACCAGGUCGCUCAAACAAGGAAAGGAAGUCUUAUGAUGAAAAGUUUGUUAGGAUGGACACUAAGCGGCUGUGUGAGUUGACAUCUGCUGCAGACAGCCUUCAGUUGAAGCCAUUGGUUGAUCUUACAAGUCGUGCACUUGCCCGGAUAAUUGAAGGAAAAUCUCCAGAGGAGAUACGUGAAAUAUUUCAUCUGCCUGAUGAUCUAACUGAGGUGUCUGGUGCUUGUGAGAACUCUGAAGAGAAGUUGGAGCCCUUGAAAAACACAACUGAUGACCCAAGGAUCAGGCUUUUGAAUAGAUUGUAUGCCAAGAAGAGGAAAGAACUAAAAGAGCGUGAGAGGUUGAAGAGUGUUGAAGUUGAAGAAGAGCAUAUAGAUAAACGUUCCGUUGAUGAUCUCUUGUCUUUUAUUAAUGGAAAUGAAGAUCAAAAGGGCAUUAAAACUUCUAAGAAUAAAAAGAAAAAUAGAAGGAAAAAAGAGCAACAUCAGAAGAACUCUUCUCUGAAGGAAGCUUCUGGAGUGAAUAAGAAGGAAGUAAAUGGUCAAAACAUCAGACCUCCAAAUUCUGAAGCUGAUAUAAUUGCUGAGACUUCAAUUUCACAUACAGAAGAUGUUUUUGCUCAUAAGGAGUUUGAUGAUGGAGAUAUAGAUGAUGGGAUUGAUCCUGCACUUAAGGAAAAAAUUGACAGGGAAGUCGAAGAUUUUGCCCGACGAUUAAAUUCUGACUGGCCAGAGAGGAUGCAAGAACUUUUAUCGUCUGGACAAGAAAGGAAGACGAUGCUUUUUAGUCCCAAUGGAAAUAGUUUUCUACGGCGAAAUGCUUAACCAUGGUGCCCUAUCAUUGCCAAAGAAACUUCUAACCUUACAACUGAACUUGGCCACAUUAAUUUGGAUUGCGACUUGGAUGCGUUGGAAAUGAGUUCGUAAAAGAUUGCAAGGCUACCCAGAUGACUAAUGGCUUUAACAAUUUUGAGAGAUGCUGACACAUGCUAGAAAAUUGUUGCAUGUCAGUUAUUUUUAUUUUACUGUUUAAAUUGAUUCUUUGUUGUUCAUUAUUAGUGUUCAUCUCUGGUGCUAUUUGCUGCUGGGGGCGUUCUCUUGUAAACUUAUAGGAAAGAAAUAAAAAAGGUUGAGGUUGUGGAUUA
Vigna angularis (adzuki bean) is the source of this 1800-nucleotide messenger RNA. RefSeq names its product SKP1-like protein 21. The record is from RefSeq and is a predicted model, not a curated record. The transcript has 11 exons. Lineage: Eukaryota; Viridiplantae; Streptophyta; Magnoliopsida; Fabales; Fabaceae. Gene Ontology annotation, cellular component: cytoplasm; nucleus. Bases 416 to 1480 code for a protein of 354 amino acids. Gene Ontology annotation, biological process: SCF-dependent proteasomal ubiquitin-dependent protein catabolic process. Gene Ontology annotation, molecular function: cullin family protein binding.